AUGGUUAACUCAUCAGCAGAGACCCACCAUCGAGCUACAACACCUGCUGCCGAACCUCAGCCGGUAUUAAACGUAUUAUAUUUUCGAGGAAUACCCAAACCCAGGGAAACGACAUGCUCAGAUCACAAGCUCCCGCAGAAUACUAAAGAAACCCUAGAGCAAAAUCGAGAUUUAAAAAUAAUCGAUUGUAUCACAUUAAAUGCAAUUUAA
Macrosiphum euphorbiae (potato aphid) is the source of this 210-nucleotide messenger RNA. Lineage: Eukaryota; Metazoa; Arthropoda; Insecta; Hemiptera; Aphididae. The record is from the annotation of a GenBank genome assembly.